Molecule: messenger RNA, 408 nt
Organism: Colletotrichum abscissum
Lineage: Eukaryota; Fungi; Ascomycota; Sordariomycetes; Glomerellales; Glomerellaceae
Exons: 2
Coding region: 1-408 (135 amino acids)
Source: RefSeq, a predicted model, not a curated record
AUGCCAUUUAUGACGAAUGAUCGGUAUCAGAACUACAUCACCUUGGAACAGGAAGUCUUGGUCUCCUACCGCCUCCUCUUCGGGCAAAGCGCUCGUGCCAAGAAAGAGGUCGACAAGCUGCCGCGCGGCAUCUGGCCGGUGGGAUGUAGGGACUUUGAGCAGGAGAAGCUCCUGGAGAGCGACGUCUACAGCGCCCAGAGCGACUUCCCGCGGUUGGGCUAUCGCCUGAUCAACCUUCAGAGGUUCAGCCUGCGCCAUAAGCCUCGCCGGUUGACGGACCUGUGGAGGGACCGCAGGAAUCCGCUGCAGUGGUAUACCUUUUGGGCGGUCCUGUGGGUUGGAGGAGCUGGUAUCAUAUUGGACAUCAUACAAACGAUCCUUGCGGGGGUUCAAGUUGCCAGGUCGUGA